Messenger RNA from Ictalurus furcatus (blue catfish), 3362 nucleotides. RefSeq names its product opioid growth factor receptor. Gene Ontology annotation, cellular component: membrane. The transcript is spliced from 8 exons. The record is from RefSeq and is a predicted model, not a curated record. Lineage: Eukaryota; Metazoa; Chordata; Actinopteri; Siluriformes; Ictaluridae. Gene Ontology annotation, molecular function: opioid growth factor receptor activity. Bases 208 to 2703 code for a protein of 831 amino acids.
CACUUGUUCCACACACACACACACACACACACAGUUUGCAGGAAGAUCUUACUCGUGUUCCGGUCAUGCCUCUUUAAGGGAUAAUGAUUCAUUUCGAUUGCUGUGUUUACUAUAAUGAGUUAUUUUUGCAGGCGGAUUGUUAAGCUGUUCGUAAAUAAAAGUUGGUGCAGGAAGAGCUUUUACUUUCGUUUUCUCUGAACAGUAAAUAUGGGUGUGUUUCAGCUGCUCUUUCGCCUUCUGUUAUUUUUCAGUAGACUUCCUGGUCGUGUUUUCUCCUUCAUUGCGCGGCGGUUCAAAGCUAUGGCCAGAUCUCGGAGGUCUCUGAGACAGGACCAGGUUAUGGGUAACACACCUAAUUUUUCAAAGGACUAUGACGAGCAAUAUGACUCAACAUGGGAAGAUGAAAGUGAUGGUGAGGAGAGUAGAGAGUCCUCUAUGCAGUGGUCACACAGGAACACACAUGCUGCAAAAGACAUGCAGACCUUCAGACACAAGUUUCGGAAAACCCAACAUGAUGACAGUACAGAUGAUUAUUUGGAGGAUGAUGAAGAAUUACCGAAUCUGCAUUUUUACCAAAACGACAUGCCUUUCUACCCUGAUGGUGUGUUGAUUGAGGAUUUUCACUUUAACUGGUUUGGUGACUACGGCAGGCUGGAAUAUGUGCACUCCUACAUUCAAUGGCUGUUUCCAAUUCAGGAGAAGGGAAUGAACUAUGCAUCACGUGAACUUAGCCUAAAAGAAAUCAAGCUGUUCCGUACAGAUGAGGAGGUGCAGAGAAGAUUUUUGACGUCUUACAAGCUCAUGUUGGACUUCUAUGGCAUAGAACUUGUCAGCGAGGACAGUGGAGAAGUGAAACGUGCAGAAAACUGGAAAGAGCGAUUUGCAAACCUAAAUAGAAACACACACAACAAUCUUCGCAUUACACGCAUCCUAAAGUGCCUGGGUUUACUGGGGUUUCGUCACUAUCAAAAACCUCUGGUUCAUUUCUUCCUUGAGGAGACUCUAGUCAAUGACCAACUUCCACGAGUAAAGCACAGCGUUCUGGACUACUUUAUGUUCGCAGUUCUGGACAAAGAUGAACGAAAAGACCUGAUCAAAUUUGCAUACUGUAAUUUUAAGCCAAAAGAGGAUUUUGUGUGGUGUCCUAGGAGGAUUCGUAAUAAAUUGGAAAAAGAAACAGUGAGCCACAAAUUAAAUGCUGGUUCCAAUGAAGGAGAAUCAAGUGAUUCAACCUCUCAAAGUGAUCAGAAUGAUCUGAUGAACAGCAGAGUACACAAGAAAAAUGAAAUCAAAACAGAUACUAAUGAAGACACAGGUAAUAAUAAAUCUCUUCGCUGUGAAAGCAGAAAUGAUGAGAAUGUGUCAGGUGAGAGUCAAGAUUCUGAGGAACAAGCUUCACCUGUCCCUGCUGUAGGAAAUGCAAAUACGAUUGUCACUAAUGAAAGAACGGAAGGACCAUCAAGAGUUGAUUCUCAGCAUGAGGCUUACAUGGAUUCAGAUGGUAAAGCUGCAAUCCAGAAGGAUGACAAGACAGCGACAGAUAAGGAGAUCGCGAAUUCUGUACAAAAUGGUACAAAAAAAUCAGAUGAGAAUGGCAGUGAAUAUGCUGACUCUACCAAACAGUCAAAAGUUCUGAGUGGUGAUGAAACCUUUGACAGUAGCACAGCCAUUGAUAAAAGCACCAAUAAAAAGCAAACACAAACUUCUAAUCAGAGCUCCAGAAUCGAGAAUGUUGCAAACGAAACACCUGCAUCAGGGGGAAACUCAGGGAGUGUGGAACAAAAUCAAGGAGACAAAGUUGAAAACCAAGAAGACAAAUCUGACAACCAAGGAGACACGGCUGACAACCAAGGAGACACGGAUGAGAACCAAGGAGACAAGGCUGAAAACCAAGGAGACAAAUCUGAAAACCAAGGAGACAAAUCUGAAACCCAAAAAGUCAAAUCUGAAAACCAAGGAGACGAAUCUGAAAACCAAGGAGACAAAUCCGAAAACCAAAAAGUCAAAUCUGAAAACCAAGGAGACGAAUCUGACAACCAAGGAGACAAAUCUGACAACCAAGGAGACAAAGCUGAAAACCAAGGAGACAAAUCUGAAAUCCAAAAAGACAAAUCUGAAAACCAAGGAAACAAAGCUGAGCAAGGCAAUAAAGAUAAGACAAAAUCACAGUAUACUGAUGGAGAUUCCAAAGAAAUUGUUUCAGAAGAAAUCCAGAAGAGUGGCCAUGAAUCACCAAAAGACAGUGUGGCGACUGGAACUGCCACAAACACUGAGACAAAUUCUGCAUGCUAUGAUGAAGAAAAAUCAGCAGAUAAGAAUAGUCAUAAAUAUACUACUACGUCUCCUGGACAGGACAAUGCUUCGUGUAGAAUUUUCAAACAAACCUCUGAUCAAAACUCGGUCAGUAGUAAAACGAUACACAUGCCUGGAUCAGACAGAAACAUAGAACAUCAGCAGCAAGAGAGUGGUGAAGUAGCUGAAUUGCUUAAUGCACCCAAGUCCAUGGCAAAUUUCAGCAGAAGUGAACCUGACAAAGAUGCUCAAUCUAAAUGUGGUCCCAAUCCAGAUUCUACUACUCUGAUGAAAACGCCUGAAUCAGAUGAAAACAUGGGGAAUCCGCACAAAGGAAGUGAACAGCAAAACCAAGGCGAUGAAAUGUUAAAUACCACCGCAGAAGCAAAUACAAAAGAAACAAGCGUAUGACAAAAAAGAUGAUUCAGUACAUCAAUCUGUGGAAGAUAAUACCGAAGACAGGCUUACUGAAGAGCAUAAUAAUGCUGUCACAUCACACAAUAAUGAUAAUUCAGAUUCAACAGAAGAUAAUAAUAGAGACUACACUGAAUCUGAACAAGGCACAAGGCACAAGAGUGAUGUUAACUCAUCUCAGGUUAUUCCUGGUAAAGAUUCAGAGACAGGAGAGAACAGUAAAGAAAAGUCUGUUGAGGACAAAAAGACAGAAAUUGGGUGUGUGAGAGAUGGAGGAACUGACAAAAAGUGAGGUUUAAAUAUUGUUUGACCAGAGAUGUUUAAGGGAUGAUGUGAUUUUGCUUGUUUUUUGAAAAUACAAAAAAUCUCUUCUUUUUUCGUGAAAUUUGUUCUUACAUUUAAUAUGAUUGUUUUUUAUUGCAAACGUUUAAUUUGAUUUUUUUAUCCAAGUCAUGGUGAAUCCAGAGCCUGUUCCAAGAACAGGUGGUAAUACACCCUGUAUGGGACGGCAUUACAGCCCAUGUAGCCUAUUUUAAUAAACUGAACAAGAAAAAUUUAUAGAAAUAAUAACUUUUUGUGCUGUGGAUGUGAUAAAUGAUGUGAUAAAAAUGUAUGAAUUCUGAUCCUGUCAAAGAAUGUGCUUAAUAAACACUGGA